Molecule: messenger RNA, 744 nt
Organism: Capronia epimyces CBS 606.96
Lineage: Eukaryota; Fungi; Ascomycota; Eurotiomycetes; Chaetothyriales; Herpotrichiellaceae
Exons: 3
Coding region: 1-744 (247 amino acids)
Biological process (GO): removal of superoxide radicals
Cellular component (GO): cytoplasm
Molecular function (GO): superoxide dismutase copper chaperone activity; copper ion binding
Source: RefSeq, a predicted model, not a curated record
AUGGGGAGUUUAGGAAUCCAAGCAUUCCAGACCACUUUUGCCGUUCCGCUCCAUUGCGACUCCUGUGUCAAGGAUGUCUCUGGAGCCCUAAAUAAACUGGAUGGCAUCACCAAGGUGGAAGCCAAUCUUAAAGACCAACUUGUUUAUAUUGAAGGAACAGCACCUCCCUCAUCCAUCGUAUCAGCCAUCGAAUCUACCGGACGAGAUGCCAUCUUACGCGGGAGCGGGAGCUCGAAUUCCGCCGGCGUUUGCAUUCUAGAGACUCACGCAAACGGCGUGUCAGAUCCUGUCCGGGGUCUGGCACGAAUGGUCCAAGUUUCUGACAGCCACACACUUGUGGACCUGACCGUGCGUGGUGUGUCCCCGGGGACAUAUCAUGCUACUGUGCGGGACACAGGUGAUAUCUCACGUGGGGCAGCCUCAACAGGCGGGAUCUGGGAAGCCGUCAAGGCCCUUAGUGGCUUCGGUCAGCCUCGUGGUGUGUUUGGGACGAUAGUGGUAGGGAAGGAUGGCCGAGGCAACGUUUUCCUAGACCGGCCAGUGUCAAUCUGGGAGAUUAUCGGUCGCAGCAUGGUGGUGUCGAAACAAACAGAGGGGGCGUUUCAGAAUGACGAUCCGGAUACCUUGGUUGGAGUCAUUGCUCGCUCCGCCGGUGUUUGGGACAACGACAAGACAGUUUGUAGUUGCUCGGGAAAGACGGUAUGGGAAGAACGCAAGGAGCAGGUCGGAAAAGGAAUGCUAUGA